Molecule: messenger RNA, 6225 nt
Organism: Ahaetulla prasina
Lineage: Eukaryota; Metazoa; Chordata; Lepidosauria; Squamata; Colubridae
Gene: CPB2
Product: carboxypeptidase B2
Exons: 11
Coding region: 3091-4359 (422 amino acids)
Biological process (GO): proteolysis; fibrinolysis
Molecular function (GO): metallocarboxypeptidase activity; zinc ion binding
Source: RefSeq, a predicted model, not a curated record
CCAAAAAAACAAAAUGCACCAGUACCGUAUAUGUGGUACCUUGCUCAAUAGUAGUACCUGUGAGAGGGAUCUUGGAGUCCUAGUGGAUAACCAUUUAGAUAUGAGCCAGCAGUGUGCAGCAGCUGCUAAAAAAGCCAACACAGUUCUGGGCUGCAUAAACAGAGGGAUAAAAUCAAGAUCACGUGAAGUGUUAGUGCCACUUUAUAAUGCCUUGGUAAGGCCACACUUGGAAUGUUGCAUCCAGUUUUGGUCUCCAUGAUGUAAAAAAGAUGUUGAGACUCUAGAAAGAGUGCAGAGAAGAGCAACAAAGAUGAUUAGAGGACUGGAGGCUAAAACAUAUGAAGAAUGGUUGCAGGAACUCGGUAUGUCUAGUUUAAUGAAAAGAAGGACUAGUGGAGACAUGAUAGCUGUGUUCCAAUAUCUCAGGGUUGCCACAAAGAAGAGGGAGUCGGGCUGUUCUCCAAAGCACCUGAGGGUAGAACAAGAAGCAAUGGGUGGAAACUGAUCAAAGAAAGAAGCAACUUAGAACUAAGGAGAAAUUUACUGACAGUUAGAACAAUUAAUAAGUGGAACGACUUGCCUGCAGAAGUUGUGAAUGCUCCAACACUGGAAAUUUUUAAGAAAAUGUUGGAUAACCAUCUGACUGAGAUGGUGUAGGGUUCCUGCCUAGGCAGGGGGUUGGACUAGAAGGCCUCCAAGGUCCCUUCCAACUCUGUUGUUAUGUUAUGUUAUGUUAGGAGGAAAUUUCACGUUUAGGUGCCAGUUAAGGCCCAUGAAUCUCCAUAUAGUUAAUCAUUUAGUUUGUUUUAAGUAUUUAUAUGUCCAUCCACCAUCUCUGGGUAGUGUAAAGAAGUCAUCAAAUUCAAAGAAAGCAAAACAUACUGCUAAAAACCAGCUAAGAUAAGAAAAUGGUGAUCAGAUCAAUGUACCAUAAUGUAUCUUACUUCAUAUCUCUCUCCCUCUCCCCCCUUUCUCUAUGUUGCCCCUUUUUUAUGCUUUCUCUGAGUCUCUUCUCCAUUUCUUGAAGUUUAUUGUUUCAAUGGCUGGCUCAACUUAUUAGGAAAAAAGAAUCCAGUGAUGAGAUGAUAUCUAAUUAUCCUGCUUUGUAAUAUGGAAGAGUUGAAGGGGUAUCUCCCAGGAAGCAGAAAUAAUUCAGUGCUUUAGAAUUAUGAAAACAAUCAAACAUGAACUAUUUCAUGUUUGUGCAUUCCUCUGCAGCAUUGUUGGUUCCAAUUGAUCUGGUGCUUGUAUGCCACCAUACAAAGUAUAACAAAUAUUCAAAACCAAGUAUGACUCCAACUGUACUAAAAUUAAAAUAAUUAAAAUAUAUAUAAUUAUUGUAAUAAGUACAGUACCAAGUAUAAUAAAUAGCCGAUACCAUUUGACCACAUGCUGGUUUCUUUUUCCUCCAAUCUCUCAACAGGUAUCGACAACAUGCAUUUAUAUAUAUAUGACAUUUUCACUUAUUCUUGUUCACCAGUCCAAGAUUUUAUCGUCUUCCUCUUGACUUACCUUAACCUUAAGAAAACAAAAAAACUAGGAAAUUCAACAUCGAAACAUUUUCUGUUUUUUUUUGUGAAGAUCUUGUGUUCCAAUUAUUAACCACACCUUCUAAGGCACAAUUAUAGAAAUAAGUCUCCCAUUGUGUCUGGUGGUGCCUUAAUGUGUAUCGGGUUGCAGAUUCAGUAAUGUUGAAAUGCAGGGAAAAUGUUUGAGGUGUUUCAGGAGGAAGAACUGUAGAAAAAUGCUGAGGAACCAGAUGAGUCAGAACAAAUGAAACAAAAAGAGAGACUGUUGCUUAUACAGUAUCUUACAUACAGUAUGUAGACAGUCCUGUAUAAAUAUGAUUUCCAGCAGUGGGUUUCACAUCAUGUUACUACCGGUUUGCGCAUGCGCCUGCCUUUCGCACAUAUGCCCAGCCUUCCGUGCAUGCGCUUUGCUUGCGUGCCUGCCUUCUGUGCAUGUCCCCUGCCUCAAAAACAUACCUAAAUAGGCUGGCGUAGAGUUGGGGUGGGUGGGCAAGCCCACCCGUGAUUUCCGCUCCCGUUUCACCACCUCUGAUGAUUUCCCAUGGGGGAAUAAAUUACAUACUGGCAUAUGAGUGGUCCCAAGUCAUUUUUGGACAGUGGGAACAUCUGGACUGUUGAGAACAUGCCAAGGGUGCUUGUCAGAUGAAAACUAGCAAUGGGAUGAUUUGCUCACAUACGACUGCUCUGAUUGGUGUAAAAUUCAGCUCUUAAAUAUUAACAGAAAAGAACCAGUUAGUGUAGUGGUUAAGGAACCAGGCUAGAAACCAGGAGAUGGUGAAUUCCAGUCUCACCUUAGACACAAGGCCAGCUGGGUGAUUUUGGGCCAGUCCCUCUGUCUCAGCCCUAGGAGGCAAUGCCAAAUCACUUCCCAUAAUCUUGCCAUAAAAACUGAAGGGCACAUCCAGACACUUGCCAGGAUUUGAAGAGAAACAGAGACAAAAGGGAGAGAUAGACUCCAUAAAUGAGCUAUGCAGCCUCUCCAUGAAUUUGUUGAUCGUCACACUAUUCUGAGAAAGAAAGAAAGAAAAACUUCAUUCUUUUCCAGGCUGAUGGAUAAUUUUACAUCUCUCUGCUGCAACUCCUUAAUCAUUUUGGUUACUAUAUUCUUCCCUUUUUCCAGCAUUUGAGAUACCCUGAGCAGAACUACCUAUUGAAUUCAAAACAUAGUUACACCAUUUUGUUAAAUAAGGACAUUGUGAUUUGCCUAAUGUCAAUGGGAAGAUGUCAUACAUGAUAUGAAUAAAUUAAUCAGUGAGAAGAGAAUAUGCUUUGUUUCCUGCCCCAUUAAAGAUAAGCAUAGAUUCACGCUCUGGGGAUCAAAGUAUAAUUUGUGUUAACUUUAGCAAUCAAUCAGAACUGCAUAUACUAGCAAUUAUCAUCAUUAAUAAAGCUAUGAACUGCCCAAAUGCAGACAGAGGAAAAGGGAGUUGCCAGAAGAGGGAAAGAAACUGCAGAGAGAAAGAGAGAGAAUAUUAAAUUUUAACCAUUCUUUCAAUAUAGACUUUAGAAAAUCAACAAAGUGAGUCAGCAACCGUCACUAUUUCACUUGGUUUCUUUGCAAAUGGCUGCUCUAAAGUUUGUCCUUUUUUGUUUGGUAUCAAUCUUCAAUCAAAAGACCUGUGUUUCUGCUUCCCAGAGUGAUCAGGUUUUGUGGGCUUAUCCAAAAUCUGACAGAGAAGCGGACAUUCUGCGGAAUCUGACCACUGCUUUUGAGAUUGUGCUUUGGCAACCUGCUUCCCCUGAAAACAUUGUAAGGAAUAAGGUGGUACAUUUUUACGUCAAUGUUUCUGAUGUAGAUCAUGUGAAAGCGGAGCUUAACCGAUCUGCCAUUUUAUUCAGAGUUUCUCUGGAAGAUGUUCAGAAAAUUAUUGACCUACAAACUGUCAAUGACACUGUUACCCCUCGCGGUUCUAUUUCAUUCUAUGAGCAAUAUCAUUCUCUAAAAGUGAUAUAUACAUGGAUGGAUGAAGUAGCUGCAAGACAUCCUGAUAUCAUCCAAAAGAUACAUAUUGGAUAUUCUUUUGAUAAACGUCCGCUUUAUGUUUUGAAGCUUUCAAAUAGAAGCAGAACUCCCAAAAACGCCAUCUGGAUCGACUGUGGAAUCCAUGCAAGGGAAUGGGUUUCGCCAGCUUGUUGUCUCUGGUUUACAGGACAUGUUACACAAUUUCUAAGCAGGGAUGCAACAAUGGCAAGACUCCUACAGAACCUUGAUUUCUAUGUCAUGCCAAUAAUGAACGUGGAUGGUUAUGAGUAUACAUGGACAACUAAUCGAAUGUGGAGAAAAAGCCGCUCCAAGCAUGGCAACAACAAGUGCACUGGGACAGACAUGAAUCGCAAUUUUGAUGCAGGCUGGUGUGGAAAAGGUGGAUCCAGAGAUGACUGUGACGAGACUUACUGUGGACCUUACCCCGAGUCUGAACCAGAAGUAAAAGCUGUGGUUGAUUUUCUCAGAAAGCGCAAGGAUCGUAUUAAAGCAUAUCUAACAAUGCACUCUUACUCCCAGAUGGUUCUGUUUCCAUAUUCAUAUACUAGAAAUCAAUCUAAAGAUCAUGAUGAGCUGCAACUGGUGGCAAACCAAGUGACUGGUGCUAUUCGAAACACAUACCACAACCGCUAUGUGGCAGGCCCUGGUGCGCAGACAAUCUAUUUAGCUCCAGGCGGUUCAGAUGACUGGGCUUACGACCAAGGUAUUAAGUAUUCUUUUACUUUUGAGCUUCGGGACACAGGAAGAUACGGAUUCUUACUUCCACAGCAUCUCAUUAAGCCGACCUGCUACGAAGCGAUUACCGGAAUCAAAACUAUAGCUUCACAUGUGAUUAAAAAUAUGUAAAACAUGCAUUACACCGAGUCCACUUAAUUCACGUUGUUUUGCUAUUUUAAUUUUAAAUAAGACUUAUUUUCCAUGUUAUUUUCCUAUGAUUAAAAGUAUGGGUAAUGAGGCUGUUCAAAUGGGAUUCUGAAGAAUGGCUUUCCAGCUCAUAUGAACACAGCAUUGUGCAACUGCUGUUGAAAGCAGCUGCAACUUUUUUUCCAUAGGAACCUGAAGAAAGGUGCUACUGCUUUAAAAGAUCAAUUGGAACUCUUAAGGUAGCUGCAUGGGUGUGGGGAAUUACUAAAAUGGAAGCCUUUAAAAAAAUUGUGGCUGCUUUAAUGAGUAGCAAAGCAGGGCUAUCCUUAUGCAAGGUUCAAAACUUUUCUUUUAGAUCAUUUAUGACAGCUCUGUUGGAAAUAAUUGAUUUCCAUAUAUUGUCUGCAAGUACAUUCAAAGCAGUGGUGAAAUCCAAAUUUUUUUACUACCGGUUCUGUGAGCGUGGCUUGGUGGGCAUGGCAGGGGAAGGAUACUGCAAAAUCUUCAUUCCCAUCCCACUCCAGAGGAAGGAUACUGCAAAAUCCCCAUUCCCUCCCCACUCCUGGGAAGGAUAUUGCAAAAUCUCCAUUCUCACCCCACGCUGGGGCCAACCAGAGAUGGUAUUUGCCAGUUCUCUGAACUGCUCAAAAUUUCUGCUACCGGUUCUCCAGAACCUUCAGAACCUGCUGGAUUUCACCCCGAUUCAAAGACAAAUGGACAGAUUUUAGGCCUUUUUCUAGAAAGAAAGAACUCAGCCUUUCGGCCUUAUGUUAUUAACAGUGCACUAUGUGAAAAUGUCAUAGAACCUGCAAGCAGAGGAUCAACCAUGCAUGAAAAUGAGGCUUUAUAGCUGUACUGAAUAUAAAAUAUUUUUCUUAAUAAUUUGAUAACCGUUUGGUGCUGAGACUAUCAAUGCUUCAGCCAGCAACAUUAAGCAAUUUUAAUAAGAACCAAUAAACAAAACCAUCUUGGUAUCUUAUAAUUAUCUUAAUAGUACAAAUAGAUCACGCCUGUAACUGGAUCUUUUGUCCAUUACAGACAAUGAGAAUAUUUACAUCAUUCUUCUUCUUUAUGAUAUAAGACUCCUAUCUUGUUAAAGAACAGGCUAAAUUACACCACCUAUGUGCAAGAGAUAAUUAUAAUCUGCAGAUGGUAGAACAACUCUCUUCCCCAAAUUACCCAACGGCACAGAACACUGAUAAACUGAAAGAAAAGGACCAAUAAUGGAGUGGGAUAUUUAGAGAAAGAAAACAAAGGAAGAGGCAGAAAUAAAACAACCUUGAAUGGUUCUGAAGCUCUGGUCACAGUCUGAAGACCAUCUGUGGAUGGUCUUGGGUGAAGCCAAACUGAAAUGCAAACUGAAGAAACAUCUCACCCAAAACUAAACUUGCCAAUCGGUCUCUGUUUUUUUUUUGGCAAGGUAGGUGUCUCUUACUGGCUGAUCAUAGAAAAAAAGCAUCCUUGGUUGGAGAGACAAUUGCAGUCAGCAAAACAAGCAGCUAAAUAACAAAGUCACUAUGUUCAAACAAACAAAAAGAAUAUAUAUAUAUAUAUACACCACUAUUUGCAUCUGCACUUUUAGAUAAUGACCUAAUACAUUUCAAGGACAUUUGGUGAGGAUGUCUAGAUAAAUGGAACCUUUUUCCAAAGCAUAUUAACCACAACUAAAUCAAACAUCAAGAGUCAGUGUCAGAAGUAGCCCCAUCUGAGACCUGACCUGGAGGAAGAACUGGUAAAAAUAAUCCCACUUUUUCCUCUACCAUCUGAGGAAUUCCACUGAGCAUGAGUCUGGAUUUAUCUCAUCUUCAUAAUUAAAAAAAUAAUUGACUUCAUGUAGAUAACAUGCAU